AUGAAAAGACGAGUCCACGUUCACCUCGCCGGCGCUGCGGCGUUCCUCCUGCUGGCGGCCACCACCAUCCUGGGGACGACGGAUGCCGUCGUGACCACGGAGGCCAAUGCCCUACUGGCAUGGAAGGUCAGCCUCGUCAACGGAACAGCGCUCUCCAACUGGACCAGGGCCGCGCCCGUCUGUUCUUGGUACGGCGUGUUCUGCGAUGAUGCCGGUCAUGUCACGGAGCUACAGCUCUCCGGAGGACUCGGUCUCUCCGGCGGGCUCGACGCGCUCGACACCAUAGCGCUCCCAGCGCUCACCGUUCUGGACCUCAGCGGCAACAACCUUAGGGGUAUCAUCCCAGCCAGCAUCUCGCGGCUGCGCUUGCUCGAAACACUCCACCUCGGCAACAACAACCUUGGGGGCACCAUCCCAGCCAGCAUCUCGGGGCUGCGCUCCCUCCAAUCCCUCGGCCUCAGCAUCAACAACCUUAGGGGCGCCAUCCCAGCCAGCAUCUCGCAGCUCAACAACCUUGGGGGUGCCAUCCCAGCCAGCAUCUCGCGGCUGCGCUCCCUCCUAUCCCUCAACCUCAGCAGCAACAUGCUCAAUGGCUCGAUUCCACCCCAGUUCUGCAGGUUAGUCUCCAUCCAGGGACUGCUCCUAUCGAACAACCGGCUCAGUGGGGAGCUCCCGGCCUGUUGGUGCAAUCUCCGAAGGCUGUGGACGAUGGACUUGUCCAGGAACUUGCUCACUGGGCAGUUCUUGGGCUGCAUGUGGAACAUGCGUGGUCUGGAGAUGAUUGACAUGUCCAGCAACUCCUUCUCAGGUGAAAUCCCCGUGGCUAAGGCAAACCCCAACUGCUAUCUCACGUACGUAGAUCUCUCCAAAAAUUCCUUUGCUGGAAACAUCCCACACCUAGAGGGUUGUGGCUCGAUGAUGUUUCUGGACCUCAACAGCAAUAGGUUCAACGGCUCCAUUCCGGCACAGCUCGGUGACUUGAGCAGCCUCACUAGCCUCUCGCUCUAUAAUAACGAGCUCGUUGGCAACAUCCUGCACCAGCUAUGCAUGUUACACCAGAUUAGAGCGCUAGAUUUGUCAAACAACCGGCUCACCGGAGACCUCUCAGUCUGCUGGUGCAACUUCCAACUUCUGGGGUUGAUUGACCUGUCCAAAAACCUACUCACUGGGAAGCUCCCAAACUGCUGGUGGAACAUGCAGGCACUGCAAUUCAUGGACCUGUCAAACAACUCCUUCUCAGGUGAAAUCCCUAGGGCUAAGGCAGGCAACAAUUGCUCUCUCGAGUCAUUGUAUCUUGCCAAAAAUGAUUUCUCGGGUGUCCUCCCAGAGGUCCUAAGGGGCUGCAACUCGUUGGUCACCCUGGACAUGGGGAGCAAUAGGUUCUUUGGUGCUCUCCCUCCAUGGAUACCGAGUUCGGUUCCAUCACUAAGAAUCCUUAGCCUCAGCUCAAACAACUUCACAGGAGAAAUUCCUUUGGAGCUAUCAUGGCUUUCGCAACUUCAGCUGCUCGACAUGGCAAACAACAGCUUCACUGGAUCAAUACCGAUAGCCUUCAGUAACUUGACCACCAUGAGGAAUCCAACAAAUAUUAUGACUCCAAGACCGCUCGAUGGAUCAAAAUAUCAGGAUAGGGUCGAUGUAAUGUGGAAGGGCCAAGAGCUCAGAUUCCAAAGAACACUCAUGUUAUUAACCGGUAUCGAUUUGUCAGGCAAUCUGUUGUCCCGAUGCAUCCCUGAAGAGCUAACCGAACUUCAGGGACUCCGGUUUUUGAACCUGUCAAGAAACCAUCUAUCAUGCAACAUUCCUGAAGACAUUGGUAGUCUGAAUUUUCUCGAGUCCCUAGAUCUAUCAUCCAAUGCACUUACAGGAUCCAUUCCUUCAAGCAUCUCGAGCUUAUUGACACUCAGCAUGUUGAAUGUCUCGAACAAUCUUUUGUCAGGCAAGAUACCCGUUGGGUGUCAGAUCCAGACCUUCACAGACCCAUUGAUUUACUCCAACAAUUCAGGGCUAUGUGGAUUUCCGUUAGAAGUUUUGUGUGCAAAUACUUCGCUUGCACCAGAUGAGAGAAAUAAUGAAGAAGUGGACCACUGGAUGUACUACUUUGUGAUUGCUGGGAUUGUGUCUGGUUUCUGGUUGUGGUUUGGGGUGCUCUUUACAGUCAAGACCUGGAGAUGUGGUUUUCUCUCGUUUGUCGAUGGCAUGCAAUGUAAGUUUACAAAGCAGGUGCCAAAAUAG
Molecule: messenger RNA, 2235 nt
Organism: Triticum dicoccoides
Lineage: Eukaryota; Viridiplantae; Streptophyta; Magnoliopsida; Poales; Poaceae
Product: LRR receptor-like serine/threonine-protein kinase FLS2
Exons: 2
Coding region: 1-2235 (744 amino acids)
Molecular function (GO): protein binding
Source: RefSeq, a predicted model, not a curated record